UUUCAGAUGAAGUCGCUGUUACUUCUUUUCUUACUUUUUCUACAUACGUUAUGCGAAAAUGUCACCACUCCAAACUCCGAGGAAGACACUGACAUGACAGCAACACCAUCAACGAUAACUCCAUUGCUCUCAACAGCACAAAACCCGAGUCUUCCUAAAACGUCAAAACUACCAUUAGCCUUAAAAACUCCUGUCCCAACAUUCCCAUUUUCUUCUCUAGCAACAUCGGACUGGCUUUCAUCAAUGCCUACUAUUCAAACAUUACUGCCACCCCCGUUACCAUUGACAACCCUUGAAGUUCCUGAAAAUGAAAAUUUCGGGUUCACUUCUCUUGCGCCACUAUGGACAUUGCCAACACAGCCCCCAGCAUGGAGUCCGAUGCUAGACUCACCAAUCAAACCAAUUCAGAAUUCAAUGUUUCCAACUUUUCCUACAAUGCCAACACUCCCUACUCUUCCUACUCUUGCCCCUUUCACUUUUCCAACUCUUCCACCACCAACAACAAUGAAACCAUUAAAUAUAACUAUUGAUCCGGAAGCUUUAAUGGAUGUGCCGGAGAUAAUCACUCACUGGGGAUAUCCGGUCGAAACGCACAAAGUCGUCACAGUGGACGGUUACAUUCUCACAUUGCAUCGCAUCCCGCACGGCAAAAAUGAGACCUCUAAAUCCGCUUCAAAAACGCCUAAACCGGUCGUUUUCUUGCAACACGGACUGCUUUGCACCUCUUCUAUUUGGCUACUCAAUCUUCCGAGACAAUCCGCCGGCUACAUCUUCGCCGAUCAAGGUUAUGACGUCUGGCUUGGAAAUAUGAGAGGCAAUACUUACUCAAAGGAACACACGAGAAUGACUUCAGCUGACCGUAGAUUCUGGAAAUUCAGUUGGGAAGAGAUGGCUAGAUAUGAUCUACCUGCAAUGAUUAAUUAUGCCCUUAAGACUACAAAACGACAAAAUUUGUAUUAUGUGGGGCAUUCACAAGGUGCACUCACAAUGUUUGCAAAAAUGAGUGAAGACCCGGAAAUGUCGAAGAAAAUUCGAAAAUUCUUUGCAAUGGCUCCAGUUGCCAGAAUGUCACACGUUAAGGGGCUAUUUCAAAAUCUGGGACAGAUUUAUGAACAAUAUAAUUUAGUCUACCAAGUUUUUGGAGAUGGCGAGUUCCUGACCAACAAUAUUUUCACUAAACUAUUAACUGAUAUUUUUUGCGACCAAGCGGUGAAUAAUCCACUUUGCGAGAAUUUUAUCUUUGCCGUUUCUGGACCAAACAGUAAUCAAUUCAAUAACUCGAGAAUUGGAAUAUACUUAGCACACAAUCCAGCUGGCACGUCUUCUAGAAAUAUUCUUCAUUUUGCACAAAUGGUCAAGAAAAAGCGUAUGUCUAGAUUCGAUCAUGGAAAAGAUUUGAAUUUGAAAAUUUACGGAGCUCCUUCUCCCCCAGAAUAUGAUAUUCGUAAAAUCAACAGCUCAAUUUAUUUAUUCUAUUCUGAUUUUGACUGGUUAGCAAAUCCAAAAGAUGUCGAAGGAUUUUUAAUUCCAAUGCUGCCAUCGAAAACUCUCAAAAAAGCCACAAAACUUCGAGAUUUCAAUCACAACGAUUUUCUAUGGGGAAUGAGAGCAAGAAAGGAAAUUUAUGACAAAAUAAUAAACACCAUCAAAUUGGAUCAAAGAAGAGUGAAGUUGCAAAAUAGUAUGGAGAGAUUCUUUGAAAGGCAAUCACGAAAUUCAACUUCCGGUCUUGAUGAAGAAACGAUGAUGAGGUUACGAAAUGAAACGAUGAAUCUAGACUAAAACGAAUUUGUUGUUUUGAUUUCUUUUUUUUUUAAAGUAGUUUUCAGAUCUCUUCCAGAUACUAUUUCGUAAUAGUUGUUUCCCUUCACAUAUGAAACUGAUCGGGUUUUUAUUGUUUUUAUCAUGAAUAAAUCACUCAAAACAUUA
This is a messenger RNA of Caenorhabditis elegans, 1929 nucleotides long. It is a transcript of the gene lipl-6, whose product is annotated as Partial AB-hydrolase lipase domain-containing protein. The transcript has 10 exons. Bases 7 to 1782 code for a protein of 591 amino acids. NCBI's taxonomy places the organism in Eukaryota, Metazoa, Nematoda, Chromadorea, Rhabditida, Rhabditidae. The record is from RefSeq and is marked reviewed. Gene Ontology annotation, biological process: lipid metabolic process.